Molecule: messenger RNA, 1686 nt
Organism: Ophidiomyces ophidiicola
Lineage: Eukaryota; Fungi; Ascomycota; Eurotiomycetes; Onygenales; Onygenaceae
Exons: 1
Coding region: 1-1686 (561 amino acids)
Biological process (GO): DNA damage response
Cellular component (GO): nucleus
Molecular function (GO): histone H3K56 acetyltransferase activity
Source: RefSeq, a predicted model, not a curated record
AUGGCGUCCUCGCGGUUCGCAGAGGAACUCCAGCAGGCUCUGCCGAAAGAUGUGAAGCUUACAAUCCGGCAUAUAGCUUGCCCAGCCACCAGAUGCGAACCCAUCUUCUCAGCUCCGCCUGACGAGGAGCCAGAAUGUACUCACAGCAAAGGCCAUUUCCUUGCUGUCUCCAUCACGCCAGAGAAACACGACAUUGGCGGCGCUGAGGGUGACGGUGAAGUACUUGUGUUCGCAAUUGAGGUUUUGGUGUACACCACAGCGCGCCUCACUACUGUUUUCGUGUCCAAAGCCGACUCAACAGGUUACCUUUAUCUCUUAAAAGACCCUAAAGCGAAGUCACUCACACGGACAGUUUUUACUGUGUUUCUAUCUAACAUUCUGCAAGAAAAUCAUCAGCCUGGCGUUCGCCUUGUAUUGUCUCUUUUCGCCCGUGCACAAAACCAGUAUCUCUUCCCUGGCAGUAUAGCGAAUUCACAUAAACAUGUCCUAGAUGACCGUGGCUUAAUAAAAUGGUGGUGCCGCGUUUUCGACCCGAUCCUCCGUAGCUUCGGCUCCGAAAGGCAUUUGACAAGCAAACUAAAGAUAAACAAGCAGGAGGGUCCGGACAUUGCAGAAUCUAGAAGAACUACUAGCACUGCAUAUCUAGUCAUUCCAGGCUGUGACAAAUACGAAACCAAGGCCUUCUUCCCACGUUUAUCCAAGCCGGAUUCCCCGAUGACUCCGCGGUGGGUAAAUAGUUAUCCAGUUCACCAGCUUUGUGUAAAUCCGACUGCACCUCCGCGAUGUCUCAUUCCUCGGUUCCCGGAUGACCCCAAAGCGAGAUUUCUAGACGAUUUAGACGAAGAGAUGUAUACCACAACCCCAUUAAAGAAAGGGCGUGACCAACAAUGUGUUCGCGAUUUUAUUGACAAAAGUGAAAUAUCUGCUGAGCAUGUGUCCCGUGGGGAAUGGCUAAGCAUCAAAACCCUGGGACAGUUCUGGGAAAUGAUGACCUUUCGUCAAGAAUGCUCUGCCGGAAGACUGGUUGGAUUUCUGUGGAUGGUCAUCAACCCGCCUGGCAUUCUCAAAUCCGAUGGAUUGAAGCACAUAUCAAAACAGCCCAGUUUGCGAGAAUACCCAACCAGACCUAGACUAGAUACCAUGACUACUGAAAAUGCUGGAAUUGCCGUGCGGUCACGAUUUGCGCGACUAGAUAUUAAGGAGGAAGGCACAGAUAUGGCUAGCUCGAGUGAAAAGACUAACACACCCCCUUAUAAGGAAGACUCUGGCUCAUUCUCGGAGAGCAGGAAAAGCAUACCAUCUCUUGAACAUACGCGACCAAUUCUCCUCUCUGAAAAAAACUACAUCAUUGUCUCCGACUUUCUCCUUAAACUCGACUUUCGUAACCAAAGCCUUGCGCUCAACAGCACAAAUUCCUGGAUUGACAAACUUUCUUCUCUUUGCGAGAAAGGUAUAUCAUCCAACGGUGAAGUCAUAAUUGGCACUAAUGAAUCGCCCGAACCCUCAUGCUCACCCCCAGAACAACCUCGGGCCGAUCAGCCGCGAUCACUGGACGGGACCCUAGCUAUCAAGAAACGCAAAUUGCAGGAAGAGGUUCAACAGAAUUUCAUGUCUAACAACCAAGAGCGGAGUUUGGCAGUAAAUAUUCUAGAUACUACGCUAAUACGGAAGAAGAAAAAGACGUAA